GCUGGUCUAGACCGAGAUACAAAGUCCUGGGAAUAUUUUCUUCAUAACCCUGCCGGGUAGCUAGCGGCAGGCACCAUGUUCACUGUUAACAUCUCAUCUUCCCUGCCAAUGGUAAAGUCUAAUGUAGAGCGCCGACGCCGGACAAGCAUCACCCUCAUGAACAGGGAGCCGCGGAAGAUCCUGCUGCACAAGGGUUCCACAGGUUUGGGAUUCAACAUUGUGGGCGGCGAGGAUGGAGAGGGCAUCUUCGUGUCUUUCAUCUUGGCAGGUGGGCCAGCUGACCUGAGUGGAGAGCUGAGGAGAGGAGACCGCAUCCUGUCGGUGAAUGGUGUAAACCUGCGCAAUGCUACCCAUGAGCAGGCUGCUGCUGCACUGAAGAGGGCUGGACAGACGGUGACCAUCAUUGCCCAGUACAGACCAGAAGAAUACAGUCGUUUUGAGUCCAAGAUCCACGACUUGAGGGAGCAGAUGAUGAACAGCAGCAUGAGCUCUGGCUCUGGCUCCCUCCGCACCAGUGAGAAACGCUCCCUCUACGUCAGGGCUCUUUUUGACUACGACAGGACCAGGGACAGUUGCCUCCCUAGCCAGGGCCUGAGUUUCUCCUAUGGGGACAUCCUGCAUGUCAUCAAUGCCUCAGAUGAUGAGUGGUGGCAGGCACGGCUGGUUACACCCCAUGGGGAGAGUGAGCAAAUUGGGGUCAUACCAAGCAAGAAAAGGGUGGAAAAGAAAGAGCGCGCACGGUUAAAAACAGUCAAGUUCCACGCAAGGACGGGCAUGAUUGAGUCCAAUAGGGAGAUGUUUGGCAGAAUGAACGACAUAAGGCCAGUCAAAGUGAAGCGCAAAAAAAGCUUCAACCUAUCUCGCAAGUUCCCGUUUUACAAGAGCAAGGAGAAUAUAGUGCAGGAGUUGGUAGAGACUGAACAAUGCUUGACGUCCAACACCAGUGACAGUGAAAGCAGCUCCAAGGGUCAGGAAGACACAAUUCUAUCAUACGAGCCAGUAAUUCGACAGGAGAUCCAUUACACAAGGCCUGUGAUUAUCCUGGGUCCAAUGAAGGACAGAGUAAACGAUGACUUGAUCUCAGAAUUUCCCCACAAGUUUGGAUCCUGCGUCCCACAUACAACUCGUCCUCGACGAGAGAAUGAGAUGGACGGCCAGGACUACCACUUUGUGGCUUCAAGGGAGCAAAUGGAGAAGGACAUUCAGGACAACAAAUUUAUUGAGGCCGGCCAGUUCAAUGAGAAUCUGUACGGGACCAGCAUCCUGUCUGUCCGGGCAGUGGCUGAAAGGGGAAAACACUGUAUCCUGGAUGUGUCUGGGAACGCCAUAAAGCGACUGCAGCAAGCACAGCUCUACCCAAUCGCCAUUUUCAUCAAGCCAAAAUCUGUGGAGGCCCUAAUGGAAUUGAAUAAGAGGCAGACAUACGAGCAAGCCAAUAAAGUCUUUGAUAAGGCAAUGAAGCUCGAACAAGAGUUUGGAGAAUAUUUCACAGCCAUAGUCCAGGGUGACUCACUAGAUGAGAUCUAUAAUAAAAUCAAGCUGAUCAUAGAGGAGCAGUCAGGCCCUUACAUCUGGAUCCCGUCCGCAGAGAAGCUCUGAGCUCACCGCCUCCACGGAGCCCCCACCUGACCCCCGCACCCACUCCCACCCGACACCUUUCCUUCCCUUUCACUGAUAUGUUUCAUAUCAAGUUUUAGUGUCAUCAUUAUGUUACCCUCAAUUGAAAGACGUCUUCUCACCAUUACUGUGACUGUGCACACCCCUGCAUGAGUUUCUCAGCAAUUCCAUUCAAGAUUGGAAAUGCCAUUCCUAAAGAAAUUUUUUGUCAUGUAAAACAAAAAAAGGGAAACCUGAGCGAAUCCUUUUCGUGCGUUUUGGACGGACUUGAAGAUGAGAAUGUCUCAACGAAGUGAGAAUGGGGAGCCGGGGAGUUGGAGAUGGAGGCACGAGCGGGAACCUUGUAUAUGUUCAUUCAAUUUCAUGAAAAAAGACAUUCAAGGAUGCUGUGCGAGGUUUUUUACGAGGACUAGAUACAGUUCAAACCUGCUGAUGGUACCGUCACUGCUCGUGUUUCUAAUGGAUAAACUUCAAAACAGUACUCACAAACCAGCUCGCUGUACUUGAUUGGCCACCUGGCCGUUUGUAUGGCGACGCAUCCGGAGGUAGAACAAAAUGGAAAACGGGGUUUGAGUCUAUACAUUUAUAUUACUGAAAUCACAUGGAAAAUAAAAACCCUAUGGAGAGAUUUUACUACAUAAUACGGUACACAUUUUACACUUCACUAGAAUUGUCUACUCGGAGGGCUGUUAGAUUUCAUUUACUUGUCUUUGGGUUUUUGUGUUCUUUCUUUCUUGUGGUUUUAGCUGCUCUGUAUUAAAGAUGGGGGUAGAGAGGUGUAAAUGGGCUCUCUGCAGACCACCAAACUGCCUUACAAUGAAUAAACGCUUCUGUCAAA
Messenger RNA from Puntigrus tetrazona (Sumatra barb), 2455 nucleotides. RefSeq names its product disks large homolog 3-like. The transcript is spliced from 15 exons. The record is from RefSeq and is a predicted model, not a curated record. Gene Ontology annotation, molecular function: protein binding. Gene Ontology annotation, cellular component: postsynaptic density membrane; neuron projection; neuromuscular junction. Gene Ontology annotation, biological process: chemical synaptic transmission. Bases 76 to 1599 code for a protein of 507 amino acids. Lineage: Eukaryota; Metazoa; Chordata; Actinopteri; Cypriniformes; Cyprinidae.